UUGCAGGCUGAAGAGGAGAUUGCAAAAUGAAAACUCUGCUGUUGAUCCUGGGGUUGGUGGCAUUCGUGUACCUGGACUCAUGAUACUCCAUAGAAUGUUAUUCAUGCAAAAGUGUUUGUCUUCUGCCUUCAGUGGGGUGUCCACCUUGUCUUACGCCUCCUUUAAUGUGUCCAGAAGGUCAAGAUGAAUGCUUUACAAAUAUAACUAUGUCUCCUCUCCUUCCUGUCCAUUUGGUCAAAAGGGGAUGUACUACAAAUUGCACUAUGCCUCAAACAACUAAGUGUUGCAAUAUGACCAGGUGCAACAUCAUGUAAUUUCCUUGAAGAUUUACACUUCUGCCUUUUACCACAGGAUGGUCCAUAAUCCCCUUUCUGUUUUCCUUGACACCCCUCAUCCUCUUCCCCUUUUCCCUUGUUCUGCAAGCUUCGUUCUGCUAGUUCUGUAGUUUGAGAAUCCAAUAAACCUCAGCAUUCAAUUCAA
This is a messenger RNA of Protobothrops mucrosquamatus (brown spotted pit viper), 480 nucleotides long. RefSeq names its product mambalgin-1-like. The record is from RefSeq and is a predicted model, not a curated record. NCBI's taxonomy places the organism in Eukaryota, Metazoa, Chordata, Lepidosauria, Squamata, Viperidae. The transcript is spliced from 3 exons.